CUCAGUUCGCCGGUCCUUGGUUUCUCUACGCCACGUGAGGUUUCAGAGCGGCUCCUGACAUCACUGGUCUCUUGUUGUGACGUCAAACGUCAGGCUUCCAUUGCCCGAACGUCAGCAAGAUGCCUCGCGGAGGAAAGCAUGAGGUUGGAGAAGAAGAGGAGGAGGAGGAGGUGAAAGGGAAGGAAACAGAAAAAGUGGUGAAGAAAGGAAAAAAGGACAAGAAAGGGAAAAAAUCGUUUUUUGAGGAGCUGUCUGCUGAUAACAAGCAGGCACAGGAAGAGGAGGCUGCGAAGGAACGGGAAAAGGAAAAGGAGUUGCAACAGCAACAGCAAAAAAAGAGAGAAAAAAAGAAAAAAGAUCGUCGGAAGCAAAAAGGAGACGAAGAUGAUGAUGAUGAAGAAAAGAAAGAAAGAGAAAUUGCAGAGAGGCUAAAAAAGCUGUCAGUGCAAGCAAGUGAUGAAGAUGAAGAACCAGAUGUAAAACCUGCACCCAAAGCUGGGAAGAAGCAGGGGAGUAAUAUCUUUGCAGCCCUAGUAGAGGAUCAAAGUGAUGACGAAGAAGAAGAAGAGCAGGUAUCCAACCAGGUGGAUGAGAAAAAACAAAGUAAAGGGAAGAAAAAUGUGAAAGGAAAACAUAAGGCUCCUGAAGAAAGACCAGAAAGUGAGGAGGAUAUUCCUAAGGAGAAAUCAAAGGGCAAAAAACCUGUCCCCAGUGCUGCUUCUGUUAAUGAAGAAGAUGAGAAAAAAACUGAGAAGGGGAAUAAGAAAUCAAAACCAAGUCAGAAACCUGUCUCCAAGGCUGCAUCUGUUGAGUCUGAUGAAGAGAAAAAACCUGAGAAGGGGAGUAAAAAAACAAAACCAAGCCAGAAUCGGUUUGGUGCCUUAGACAUAGAGGAAGAUCAUGUCAGUGGAGGAUCAAAAGAAGGGUCAGGUGAUGAGGGUGAGACAGAAGACAAGACAACCGCUGCUGAAGAUCCUUUUGCCAAUUUAAGCAAAAAGGAGAAAAAGAAGAAAAAAAAAAUGCUGGAAUAUGAGAAACAAGUGGCUACUAUGAAGAAGAUAACUGCUGCAGAAAAUGACUUCUCUGUGUCACAAGCAGAACUGUCAUCACGACAAGCCAUGCUGGAAAAUGCUUCAGAUAUAAAGAUAGAAAAAUUCAGCAUUUCUGCCCACGGGAAGGAGUUGUUUGUUAAUGCCGAUUUAUAUGUGGUAGCAGGUCGGCGCUAUGGAUUGGUUGGGCCUAAUGGGAAAGGCAAAACCACUCUCCUAAAACACAUAGCAAACAAGGCACUGAACAUACCCCCAAACAUUGAUGUCUUGCUGUGUGAGCAAGAGGUUGUUGCUGAUGACACACCUGCAGUCCAGGCUGUGCUUAAAGCUGAUAAGAAGCGACUAAAGUUGCUAGAGGAGGAGAGAAAACUGCAAACCCGACUUGAAAAGGGGGAUGACAAUGCUGCCGAAAGAUUAGAAAAGGUGUAUGAGGAGUUAAGAGCUAUGGGGGCUGCAUCUGCCGAGGCCAAGGCGCGCAGGAUUCUGGCUGGUCUUGGCUUCACGCCUGAAAUGCAGGACAGAGAAACCCGUCGAUUUAGUGGAGGUUGGAGAAUGAGAGUCUCUUUGGCCAGAGCUCUCUUCAUGGAGCCAACUCUACUGAUGCUGGAUGAACCUACCAAUCACUUGGAUCUCAAUGCUGUUAUUUGGCUUAACAAUUACCUUCAGGGCUGGAAGAAAACUCUUUUAAUUGUGUCCCACGAUCAAGGGUUCUUAGAUGAUGUCUGUACGGAUAUAAUGCACCUGGAUUCACAGAAGCUGUAUUAUUAUCGAGGCAACUACAUGACAUUUAAGAAGAUGUACCAGCAAAAGCAGAAGGAACUGCAGAAACAGUAUGACAAGCAAGAGAAAAAACUCAAAGACUUAAAAGCAGGAGGAAAGUCAGCUAAACAAGCGGAGAAGCAGACAAAAGAGGCACUAACUCGCAAGCAGCAGAAGUGUCAGAAGAAGAACAAUGACAAGGAAGACAAUGAUCCUGUUGAAUUACUAAAGAGGCCCAAGGAAUAUACUGUGAAAUUCACUUUUCCAAAUCCACCUCCACUCAGCCCUCCAAUUUUGGGUCUUCAUGGUGUGGAUUUUUGUUAUUCUGGACAAAAGCCACUGUUCAAAAACUUGGAUUUUGGCAUAGACAUGGACUCUAGAGUGUGUAUUGUGGGCCCCAAUGGAGUAGGGAAGAGUACACUGCUCUUGCUGCUGACUGGAAAACUUACUCCUACCAAAGGAGAAAUGAGAAAAAAUCACAGACUGAAAAUAGGAUUCUUUAACCAGCAAUAUGCAGAUCAGCUAAACAUGGAGGAGACAGCUACAGAAUAUCUACAACGCAAUUUCAAUCUUCCAUAUCAGGAUGCACGCAAAUGUCUGGGAAGGUUUGGUCUAGAAAGCCAUGCACAUACCAUCCAGAUCUGCAAGCUGUCAGGAGGGCAGAAAGCUAGAGUGGUUUUUGCUGAGCUGUGUUGCAGGGAACCUGACGUAUUAAUUUUAGAUGAACCCACCAAUAACCUAGAUAUAGAGUCAAUAGAUGCUCUUGCGGAAGCGGUGAAUGAAUAUAAAGGAGCUGUUAUCACAGUGAGCCAUGACGCCCGGCUUAUUACAGAGACGAACUGUCACUUGUGGGUGGUAGAGGACCAGACUGUAAAUCAAAUAGAGGGUGAUUUUGAUGACUAUAAGAGAGAGGUCUUGGAGAGCCUGGGAGAAGUGAUAGUGAACAAACCACGGGAGAGGGACUAAGAAGAGCAAUACAUUAGAUAAGUCAAACAAAGGAGUUCUGGGAUGAGAAGGUGUUCCACUUCCCUGUCAUAUCUGGCUCUAACACCUGAGCUGCUGCAUCACAAUGGGUCUGCAUAACUCAUUUUUAUUACUAUUUUGCUGCCUUGUUACUAAAGAAUAUUAAAUAUUUAUAUAUUGGCUCUCAA
Xenopus tropicalis (tropical clawed frog) is the source of this 2959-nucleotide messenger RNA. RefSeq names its product ATP binding cassette subfamily F member 1 (gene abcf1). Lineage: Eukaryota; Metazoa; Chordata; Amphibia; Anura; Pipidae. The transcript is spliced from 28 exons. Gene Ontology annotation, cellular component: cytoplasm; nucleoplasm; nuclear envelope. Gene Ontology annotation, molecular function: nucleotide binding; ATP binding; ATP hydrolysis activity. The coding region runs from base 120 to 2774 and encodes 884 amino acids. The record is from RefSeq and is a predicted model, not a curated record.